AUGCUACAUCAGGAUAACUGUUAUGGUGUAGCUUUCAGGGCUAUCGCCACUGCUGAUGAAGAGCUAUUUAAGCAAACAGUGCGUUUCUAUCACAGUCUGGGUUUCUCCACCAUCAAGGACUUCAACAAGUUCAAGCACGGUGAGAACGUCGUUCUAGCGUCUGGUACUUCCGACGAUUCCUUGAGAGAGGUCUGGCUGGAGUCCUUCAAGCUAAGUGAAACCGACUCUCUAGGGUUCCGUGUCCCACAACAGGAGGCCUCUAACAAGGCCCAAAGCCAAGGUGCCUUCGUCAAAGUUCGUCUGGUCAUGCACGAACCUUUGAAGGACGUAUACAGCACUGCACAAACCUCCCACAUCACUUACUUCUCCGCUGACCUUCCAGCCAUCGCCAAGGAGUUCGGCGACAAGGUCACCAAGGUCUCCGACUCCGUCCUGCAGAUGAACGACCCAAUGGGCAACCAAUUGAGCUUCACCUCAUUUGCAUCUCCUCUAGACGAAAAGCCAACUAACAUGGACGCUUUCUUGAAGCCUCUAGAGAAGGAGGACGACAUCACCGCUAGCCAAAGCACCGACGCCGUCAACCAACUAAAGGAGUCCCUACAAAGUGGCUCCAACCUACAAAAGAAGAAGAAGAUCGCCGUCAUGACUUCCGGUGGUGACUCUCCAGGUAUGAACGCCGCCGUUCGUGCUGUUGUCCGUACCGGUAUCCACUACGGUUGCGAUGUUUUCGCCGUUUACGAAGGUUACGAAGGUCUAUUGAGAGGUGGUAAGUACUUGAAGAAGAUGCACUGGGAAGAUGUCAGAGGCUGGCUAAGCGAGGGUGGUACUUUGAUCGGUACCGCUCGUUCCAUGGAAUUCAAGAAGCGUGAAGGUCGUAAGAGAGCUGCCGGUAACUUGAUUUCUCAAGGUAUCGACGCUCUGGUCGUCUGUGGUGGUGACGGUUCUCUAACCGGUGCCGACCUUUUCAGAUCCGAAUGGCCAUCCUUGGUUGAAGAAUUAGUCAAGGACGGUACUUUCACCAGCGAACAGGUCGCCCCAUACAGAAACUUGACCAUUGUCGGUUUGGUCGGUUCUAUCGAUAACGAUAUGGCUGGUACUGACUCCACCAUCGGUGCCUUCUCCGCUUUAGAAAGAAUCUGUGAAAUGGUUGACUACAUCGAUGCCACCGCCAAGUCUCACUCCAGAGCCUUCGUUGUCGAAGUUAUGGGUAGACAUUGUGGUUGGUUAGCUUUGAUGGCUGGUAUCGCUACCGGUGCUGACUACAUUUUCAUCCCAGAAAGAGCUGUUCCACACGGUCAAUGGCAAGAUGAGUUGAAGGAAGUCUGUCAAAGACACAGAAACAAGGGUAGAAGAAACAACACCAUCAUCGUUGCUGAAGGUGCUCUCGAUGACCAAUUGAACCCAGUUACUGCCGAAGACGUUAAGGAUGUCUUGGUUGAUCUAGGUCUAGACACCAAGGUUACUAUCCUUGGUCACGUUCAAAGAGGUGGUACCGCUGUCGCUCACGACAGAUGGUUGGCCACUUUGCAAGGUGUUGACGCUGUCAAGGCCGUUCUAGAAAUGACCCCAGAGACCCCAUCUCCAUUGAUUGGUAUCCUAGAAAACAAGAUCAUUAGAAUGCCAUUGGUUGAAUCUGUCAAGUUGACUAAGUCUGUUGCUACAGCAAUUGAAAACAAGGACUUUGACAAGGCUAUUUCCAUGAGAGACACUGAAUUCAUCGAACUGUAUGAAAACUUUUUGUCUACUACUGUUAAAGAUGAUGGUUCUGAAAUGCUGCCAGUUACUGAAAGAUUAAACAUCGGUAUUGUCCACGUUGGUGCUCCAUCCGCAGCUUUGAACGCUGCCACUCGUGCUGCCACUCUAUACUGUUUGUCUCACGGUCACAAGCCAUAUGCCAUCAUGAACGGUUUCAGUGGUCUAAUCCAAACCGGUGAAGUCCAAGAGUUGAGCUGGAUCGAUGUUGAAAACUGGCACAACAUGGGUGGUUCCGAAAUUGGUACCAACAGAUCUGUUGCCGCUGAAGACAUGGGUACCAUCGCUUACUACUUCCAAAAGAACAAGCUUGAUGGUUUGAUCAUUUUGGGUGGUUUCGAAGGUUUCAAGUCUUUGAAGCAACUACGUGACAGCAGAGAGCAAUACCCAAUCUUCAACAUCCCAAUGGUUCUAUUGCCUUGUACCAUUUCUAACAACGUCCCAGGUACUGAAUACUCCUUGGGUGUUGAUACCUGUUUGAAUGCCCUAGUUAACUACACUGAUGACAUUAAGCAAUCUGCCUCUGCUACCAGAAGAAGAGUCUUCGUCGUUGAAGUUCAAGGUGGUCACUCCGGUUACAUUGCUUCUUUCACUGGUUUGGUUACUGGUGCUGUCUCUGUAUACACUCCAGAAGAUCCAAUCAGCCUAAAGUCUAUCAGAGAAGAUCUUUCAUUGUUGAAGGAGAACUUCCGUCACGACAAGGGUGAAAACAGAAACGGUAAGUUGUUGGUUAGAAACGAACAAGCUUCCAGCAUUUACAGCACUGAGUUGAUUGCUGACAUCAUUUCUGAAUCCAGCAAGGGUAGAUUUGGUGUUAGAACUGCUAUGCCAGGUCAUGCUCAACAAGGUGGUGCUCCAUCCUCUAAGGAUCGUGUUAUCGCCUCCAGAUAUGCUGUUAAGUGUAUUAAGUUCAUUGAACAAUGGAACAAGAAGAACAAGGCCACUGCUUUGGACAAGGAUGCUAAGGUUUUGAGAUUCAAGUUUGACAAGCACGGUGCUAAGAUUCCAACUGUUGAACACGAAGAUGACUCUGCUGCCAUUAUCUGUGUCAACGGUUCUCACAUCUCCUUCAAGCCAAUCGCUUCUCUAUGGGAAAACGAAACCAACAUUGAGCUAAGAAAGGGUCAUGAAGUCCACUGGACCGAAUUCAACGAAAUCAGUAACAUCCUUUCCGGUAGAUUGAGAUUGAGAGCUGAAGUCGAAGCUUCUAACAACAGAGUUUAA
This is a messenger RNA of Nakaseomyces glabratus, 2976 nucleotides long. It is a transcript of the gene PFK1, whose product is annotated as 6-phosphofructokinase subunit alpha. Lineage: Eukaryota; Fungi; Ascomycota; Saccharomycetes; Saccharomycetales; Saccharomycetaceae. The record is from RefSeq and is a predicted model, not a curated record. Gene Ontology annotation, biological process: canonical glycolysis; fructose 1,6-bisphosphate metabolic process; fructose 6-phosphate metabolic process. Gene Ontology annotation, cellular component: 6-phosphofructokinase complex; cytoplasm; mitochondrion. Gene Ontology annotation, molecular function: monosaccharide binding; fructose-6-phosphate binding; 6-phosphofructokinase activity.